AAGGAUCUUUAGCCGUGUGAGAUCCUGAACAAAAUAGGCAAGUGGGAGACUGUCUUGUGCAUGAUAUUCCUUCAUGAUUUUGAGCACACACAAAACAAUGGGAAGAUGACCUACACUGUGAAGUUACGUGUCCAAAACGACAACAUUUGUGUCAUUGAAUAAGAGGUAAAAUGUAGGGCUCAACAGGCAUUGAGGUGAAAAAACAAUAAAUGUUAGAAGGAAGUUUCUGGCCGGAAAAAGUUAAAACAACUGUUUGAGAGGGAAUCCACACAGUACUUUGGUUUUCAUUAACUGACUUUCUAUUAAAUCGGCGAGCUUUAAUAAUUGAGCCAAAACCAGCUGGGACCUCGAUUGAUGAUAUGAGUUCCUCUAAUGUCCACUCUACAGGGACCUGCCUCACUAUUCCCAUCUGUGUGACAUUAUAGGAAGGGAUUACAGUAUCAUAUUUAGCACCUGCAAGGGCUGGGUUCUCAAUAAAACAAUUUGCAUCAGCUGCACUUUUAAACUCGACAGAAAUUCUAUUGCGUCCUAUUCGCUUAACACCACCACUAACAACAUUUUUAAUAUUAUUAUGGUAGAGAAAAUGACCAAACUUUAUCGGUUUUAAAACUACUCCAGUUGAUAAAUCAUCUACUCUCUUACUUACAUGAACAAUAAACGGCGCAUUGUCGUUAUUAGAAUAUUUAUGUUUUUUUUCUAUGUAGUCAUGAUGGGUAUAAGAGGUCUGAAUAGAUGGUACAGGUUGAGAUGGAUCUGUAAUUAAUCUUUUCUGAGGAUGAGCUGAGUUAUUGGUUACUUGCAAUCUUUUACGCUUCGACUGAUCAAUUUCGAUAGGCAUAUUAUUAUGUUUUUUGGUAACAGUAUGGGAGUCACAUGGAACCCCGUCGGGAUCGGGAGGAUCUUCCUCCAUUUUAUUUUAACUAAUUACAUAUAACACAGCACAAUUACUAAAUACUUACGGAUUUAUAACUACUAAAACCUUCACCAAUAGAAAUAAUAAACAAAAAAGUAAAUCAACAGCUCUCAGAAUAAGAAAUAGCCAAAAACACAAUGACACCUCACACCACUCCUCAAAAACCCCCUGUUUUUAGGUUAUUGUGAUAAUCAUAUUUAUUUGUUAAUUUCUCAGUAUUCCUGUUAGAUGUGGUAAAACUAGUAUUACUAUUGUAAUCUAUUGGUUAUAAGGAAUAAAUUGACAUGUGUUUCAUUAAAUUACGCCUGGUUAUGGCGGUGGGCCCAUUCUCAAUACAAAAAGAAAUUGUCUCCUUUGGUAGGAUUCAAUAUCCUAGCAUCCAUUCAUUCAAUCUUCCAUUCAAAAUGUUUGGUGAUUGGUAUGGUGAUAGUAGUGUAUGCAUAAGUCUCGUGGAAGAAAGAAUGAUGUUCUACAAACUAUUUACGUUUUUUCCAUUAUUUACUUUAUUUUUAACAUUAUAUGUAAUAACAAAACUAUCUGUUGAAAGUUUUAAAUGUAUAGAAUUAACGUUCUCUGUGUGUUUCUUCUCAAGCGUCCAACAAUACAAAUAUUCAAAUAUCAUUCUCCUUGUUACUCAUAUAUCGUGCAUAAAGUACAAUGAGUAAUAUUAAAAUAGACAAGCAGUUCAAGAUAUUAUUAGUGUAAUACCCAUGUUUAACAUUUAACCGACAAAAAAAUUACCGGAAAUUGCCUUAGCAGGCUAAUCUUCUAAAUAAAUUCAGCUUUUUAACUACCUAUGUCUUAACUUUAAACAUGUGCUAUAAAAAAGUUUCACUAUGCUUAAAUCUGACGGCUCCGUAGUGCAGUCGCUUAGUAAUGAGUUGCGCUGUGGGCCGCGGGUUCGAAUCCCGCACGGAACAAAUAUUUGUAUGGCCUACAAAUAAUUGUUCCAGGUCUGAAUGUUUGUCCUCGUGCAAUUUAUGUUUGUAAACUGCCUCCACGAUACAGGAGAAGAAAAUCCUAGUGUGGUGGUAAAGUUUUAAAAAAACCUGUUUAAAAAAAUCUAAAAGUUGAAAUUUGUGCAUUUGUAAUGAAAUAAUUUAAACUGUUUAAUCCAGUAGUUUCAGUUUAAAAAAAAAGUAUACCUAUUUGAUAUUUUAUAGCUUUUUAACUUAAUUUUGAUUUCAGACUAAUAUGCAAGUCAAUAAUAAAAAUGAAGAUUAUUUCCUUAAUUUGGAAGCAAUUAUUCGGGGCACGGAAACAACUCAAGGUCAGUGCUUGGAGUGCCAGAACCCAACUAU
Parnassius mnemosyne (clouded apollo) is the source of this 2214-nucleotide messenger RNA. Lineage: Eukaryota; Metazoa; Arthropoda; Insecta; Lepidoptera; Papilionidae. The record is from the annotation of a GenBank genome assembly.